AUGUACACAACCCGAACAAACAUCGAUUUACCCUUCGAAAUCCAUCCCGAAAUCUCGAUUCUAAGGCCGAGUAUUCAUGCCCGAAGAGCGAACAUCGUUGUCAAGUUUCAAGAUCUCUACGGGUUUACAGUGGAAGGCAAUGUUGAUGAUGUGAAUGUGUUGAAUGAGGUGAGGGAGAAGGUGAGGGAACAGGGUAAGGUAUGGUGGGCAAUGGAAGCUAACAAAGGUGCGAAUUGGUAUCUACAGACUUAUGCAUCUUCCGUUGCCCUUAAAUCGUCUCUUCGGUUUUCGGUUUUGGUGAACGCGAUCGCCCUCAAGAAGCUGAUCAGGAAGGGUAUACCUCCGGCUUUGAGGCCGAAGGUAUGGUUUUCGUUAUCCGGGGCCGCUAAGAAGAAAUCUACGGUCCCGGAUAGCUAUUAUAACGAUCUUAUAAUAGCCGUUGCGGAUAAAGUCACCCCGGCCACAAAGCAAAUUGAUCAUGAUUUGCCGCGAACCUUCCCUGGUCAUCCGUGGUUGGACACCGCCGAGGGUCAUGCUGCGGUCAGACGGGUUCUUGUAGGGUAUUCUUUUCGUGACUCAGACGUUGGUUAUUGUCAGGGUUUAAAUUACGUGGCCGCGUUGUUGUUACUUGUUAUGAGAACCGAAGAAGAAGCUUUUUGGAUGUUAGCAGUUUUGCUCGAAAACGUGCUGGUUAGCGAUUGUUACACAGAUAAUCUAUCGGGAUGCCAUGUCGAACAACGGGUGUUUAAAGAUCUGUUAUCCAAAAAAUGCCCUCGGUUGUCUGCUCAUUUAGAAGCUAUGGGGUUCGAUAUCUCGCUUGUAGCCACCGAGUGGUUUCUUUGCCUCUUUUCCAAGAGCUUGCCUUCCGAGACGACCAUGCGGGUUUGGGACGUUUUGUUUUACGAAGGAGCGCAAGUUUUGUUUAACAUAGCGUUGGCUAUUUUUAAGAUGAAGGAAGAAGAGUUGUUGAUGACACAUUAUGUUGGAGAUGCAAUCAAGAUAAUACAGAAUACAACCCAUCAUCUAUUUGAUCCCGAUGAUUUGUUAAUGGUCGCCUUCGACAAAAUCAGCUUUAUGACAACCAAUUUAUCGAAGCAGAGAAAAAAGCAAGAAACUGCGGUCAUGGCAGAGCUCGACCAGAGGUUAAGACGACUAAAUACGUGUAAAUUAAGCGUUAAUACUUGACUACUAAUUGACGUCGAUGAUGUAAGUUGCAUAUUGUACCAAACCAAACGGGCCCACUGUAUCUCACCCGGAUGCGGGGUCUAAAGGGUAAGUUGUACGUACACGUGAAAACGUUGUCUUACGCUUGUUGAGGGCUAGCAAGGGGGCCGAUGGUCUUUUUUUGCAUGCUUCUAGGAGAGAAUUGGGUGUUGCAAAUGUAUGAGAGUUCGCAGGUGUAAAAAUGCUAACUUUCGAGUUUCGAA
Cynara cardunculus var. scolymus (artichoke) is the source of this 1427-nucleotide messenger RNA. Its product is annotated as TBC1 domain family member 2B-like. Lineage: Eukaryota; Viridiplantae; Streptophyta; Magnoliopsida; Asterales; Asteraceae. The transcript has 7 exons. The coding region runs from base 1 to 1185 and encodes 394 amino acids. The record is from RefSeq and is a predicted model, not a curated record.